AUGCUUUUCUUUGCAGGUUCAGCAUUAAAAUAUUCGGUUGAAGGUGUCCGCCGCUGUUGCGGUGCGCGUUGUCUCCAGCGGGGGGCGCCCCUUCGCCUCGGACCGCACGUCUUCGUCUCGCCUUGUGAGUCGGGACGGGUGCGGUCUGGACUCGCUCGCCGCCCGGUCGUCAUGAACCCGCUGGACUUGGAAGAAGUGGAGCGGCGCCGUCCGUGGGCCCGCUUCUCAUCGUGGCUCGAGUGCGCGUGCGUGGUCACCUUUGACCUGGAGCUCGGCCAAGCCAUCGAGCUGGUUUACCCUCCGGACGUCAAGUUGACCGAGAAGGAGAAAAGCAGCCUGUGCUACCUUUCCUUCCCGGACUCGUACUCAGGAUGCAUCGGGGACACUCAGUUCAGCUUCAGGAUGCGUCAGUCUGUCGGUCGCAGACGUUGCCGACUGCGCGACGAGCGAUACAACAAGGACGCCCCCGCUGCCCUGCAGAGCGAAGCGUCACACUUCUAUGGUUACGUUUACUUCCGACAAGUCAAGGACCCGUCGGUCAAGCGAGGAUACUUCCAGAAGUCUUUGGUUCUGCUGUCGCGGCUCCCUUUCGUUCAGCUCUUCUACUCCGUGCUGCGCAUCGUGGCGCCAGACUUUUUCCACAAGUCACAGCCCUGCCUCGAAGCAGUGUGCAAGCAGAUGGACCAGUGGCCUUUCCUCGCCGCCGGCCUGACCUUCAACCUCCCGCUCUUAGGUGUGGUGCUACAGGUCCAAAUUCCGUGCCGGAAGGACAAAGCGGGCAGUCCGGUCAGGGCCUCUCCCGAGGAGAUGGGGACGCGCGGCCACGCGGCGCCCGGGCCGACUCUGCUGCCUUCCGUCCACGAGCCGGACCUCUUCAGCUGUUUCCGGUCGGUCCUGAUCCAUCUGCAGACGUUGUGGGAACUGGCCUUGCUGGGCGAGCCCGUGGUGGUGGUGGCGCCGUCUCCGGCCGCCUCCUCGGAAACCGUCUUGGCGCUCGUCAGCUCCAUCGCCCCGCUCAAGUUCUGCUGCGAUUUCCGUCCGUACUUCACCGUCCACGACAGCGAAUUCCGAGAAUACACCACCAGGACGCAGGCGCCGCCCAACGUGAUCCUGGGCGUGACCAACCCCUUCUUCAUCAAGACCUUCCACAACUGGCCUCACGUGCUGCGACUGGGAGAGAACGCCACGUCGCCAGGUGACGUCCCGAAGCAGCUCAGGAUCAAGAAGGUGGCCAAACUCAAGACGCUGGACGGCAAACCAGGCGUGUUCACGGCCUACGAGAGCUUCCUGCUCAAAGACAAGGUCCUCGUCAAGCGACUGCUGAAGGGCGUUCAGAGGCGGCGGCCUUCCGAGGUGCAGAGCGCCAUCUUGAGGAGACACUUUUCCGAGCUGACUCACAGCUUCAUGGGCCCGCUGGAGCGCUACGUGGCCGGCCUGAUGCCGCCGAGGAGGUCCGUGACGCCCUGGAAGACGCCCCCGCAAAUUCGGCCCUUCGCUCAGGAAGAGUUCACGUCGGCGCUGGAGCGCGACGGCCCCCGGCCGAGCUCGGCGCCGCGAGGCGAUUGGACGGGACUGUACAGGAGGUUCUUCAAGUCCCCCAAUUUCGACGGCUGGUACCGCCGCCGUCUCCGAGAGAUGAGCGGCCAACUGGAGAGUCUCCACCUGGAGGUCAUCUGCGAGGCUGACCUGCUGGGAUGGACUCGCGACAAGUCGGAAGUGGAGAUCGUCGACUUGGUCGUGAAGCUGCGAGAGAAAUUGACGAGAGCCGGAAGGCAGCAGCUGCGGCCGCCGGCCGACCUGCUCCGGAGGCUGGAAUCGCUCAUCGGGUCCAUCGUGAGCUCGCUGCCCAAAGACCUGCAAGCUGUGCUCCACGCGCAGUAACGCGCACGCGUCAGGUCAGUGAAGCUUGACGUGCCAUUGCAGACAUUUUGUUUCUACGAGCUGCCCCCCCCCCACCCCACCCCGGACAAAAUGAUCCCGUCGCCCCCGAUGAGUGACAAUUGAGCAUUUAUUGCAAUGGUCGGCGU
Messenger RNA from Hippocampus zosterae (dwarf seahorse), 2027 nucleotides. It is a transcript of the gene dennd6b, whose product is annotated as DENN/MADD domain containing 6B. Gene Ontology annotation, molecular function: guanyl-nucleotide exchange factor activity. Gene Ontology annotation, cellular component: recycling endosome. The record is from RefSeq and is a predicted model, not a curated record. NCBI's taxonomy places the organism in Eukaryota, Metazoa, Chordata, Actinopteri, Syngnathiformes, Syngnathidae.